Messenger RNA from Poeciliopsis prolifica (blackstripe livebearer), 2655 nucleotides. RefSeq names its product myc target 1b (gene myct1b). The transcript has 2 exons. The record is from RefSeq and is a predicted model, not a curated record. Lineage: Eukaryota; Metazoa; Chordata; Actinopteri; Cyprinodontiformes; Poeciliidae. Gene Ontology annotation, cellular component: nucleoplasm. The coding region runs from base 39 to 593 and encodes 184 amino acids.
GUCCGUGUGGAGCUCAAAAACCAGCUCAUGGUGGGAAAAUGGCACUGAAUGAAACGAAUGCAUUUUUGGAAAUAUUAAAAUCAUUUAAUGUUGGUGAUAUGAUCCUCGCCUUCUGCUUAUCUAUUCUCGUGGGCCUGCUGCUGGGAGCUUUGAUCUACGUUCUGUUGACCUGGGCAUCAAGACGGCGGGCCACGGCCAGGAUCACACGGCGCUCCAAAAAGAAAUCCGGCAGCUCGCGACGUGACCCCACGGGCAGCCAGUUUGGCCUUUACCGAAGCACUUUCCUGAGUGUUUAUAGGCAGCCCUCUCUAGAGCCGGUGGGCCCCUUGGGGAGUAAACCCGGCGCUGAGACAUCCACCUUUCGGCCGCUACCCAAAAAGAGCAGGCCCAGCCUGGACAUGGGAGACGACACACGGGUAACCAUGUCAGAGGACACAGUGGCCAUGGACUCUUCUGAUUCAGCCUCCCUCGUACCAAGCAAGAGGAAUUCCUUCUGGCUGGGCGGCAACGGGCUUAAAGGAUUCCUUCCCUCACACACUCCACCUCCUGCAUAUGACAGCGUCAUCCAUGCCUUCCAGGAGACUUGCACUUAAAGCUGUUGGUAUGACAACAAGAACUGAGUCUGCUUUUUUUUUUUUUUGUUAAGCAUCUACAGACUGUUAAAACAGACUACAGUUGCAAUGUUUUUGUAAUAACUACACAUUUAGUUAGAUUUUUUUUUUCUUUAAUGAAAAAGUGCUACAGUGGCUCUUGAAAGCCACCUCAGUUAACUUUGACUUUUGGUGCGUUCACACCAAACGCGUUUUGAGUGUCAGGUGCAUUUGGUUUACGUUCAAAGACUACGUGGAGCGUUGGACGUGCUCUACGCAUCAAACGCUCCUAAAGGUUUGAAUUGGCCCUCGACAUGCCUGAUGCUCAAAACAUGCCAUAAUUGUGGCUUUACAGAAAUAAAUGUGGGAAAACAACCUUAUUGUUUUACCUUACUGAUAAGAGCUAAGGUUUUUAAUCAGAUUUACUAUAAAUAAUGGUGGUUAUAUACCAUAAAAAAAUUAAAUAAGUUACAUUAAAUUAAAUGUGCUUGACGCAAAUAUGAUUUAUUUGCUUAUAAAAAUUUUGAAACUAUUUUUGUUUAGUUUUCCUUUUUCUUGUCACAUAUUCCUUCGUUUUUAGUUGAAUUGAGGAGACUGAAAGUCACGUCAUGUGAAAAGUUUAACAGCUGACUUAUAUUAUAUCUAAUCUCAUUUUUCACAUCACAACCCGUUAUAAUUUUAUUGUCUUCAAAUAACUGCUCUAUUUUUUCCUUGGAAAUCCUGAAAAUUUAAAUUUCUUGUGUCAAACCAAAAAAUAACACACUAACAUUUUGUGGAAGAGUAAUGCAUAAAAUAUUAGCAAUGAUUAAAAAAAUAAAUCAUAUUUGCAUGCAAAUUCUUCAAUCUAUAUAAGUUCUAUAUUGAAAUAAAUAGUUUAAGAAUGGUUUAUACAUGUUGCAGAUUUGUUGGGACAGUGAAACUCCAAACGUAAGGAAUAUUUCUUCCAAAUUUGGAUUGGAACAUCUGGACUCUAUGAGCCACCGUAAACCAUGGAAGUCAAUUCAAUUUUUCAAGUGUUUGGCAGAAUAAAUGCAUAAAAAAAUACACUCUUUUCUGUGAGCUUUAGGCUUAAGCUGUAACAUCAAGUUACGCUCAUUUUCCUUUAAAGUAUUUCCACAUAGCUUUUGCAAGUCAGUGACUACCAUACAUGAUACUAUCGUUUGCAUCACUUCCUGAAAUAUCGCCUUGCCUAAAUCUCAUCAGACACAUAUGUUUGAUUGUUGGGGGGAUUUUAUUAUACCAAACAACCUAGAAGUUAUGCUCACUCUCAUUCAAACAUGGCGUCCUUCUAGAAGUGGCACUGGUGUUUGUAGGAGAAUAAUAUGACAUCGACAGGCAUCUGUAAUUUGUUGGUGGGCGGAGUCAGAAGUAACUGACAUAUUUUAAGAAAGAUUGAUAAAUGUUAUUAAUGAUCUGAUUGUUAGAUUUCUAUUCAAUGUUGAAGGCCUGUUUUAUAGUCUUACUAGAAUUUAAAAAAAGUCUGGCCUUUGGCCUUCUGAUGGUGAAGGUGUUAUGUUGUGUAUUAAAUUUCCUUAUCUUGCACCAGACAGUCACUUUAUUUAGCAUCUCAUGAGCCAAGAAAAUAUCAAUAUUUGCAUAAUGAGACUUUUUCUGUUUAGAUGUGAAUGAUUGUCUGUUUUGUGUGUCACUGAGAUGGACUGGUGUCCUGUCCAGCAUUUACCCUGUCCAGUGAUCAUUGGAGAUAAGCAGUGGACAGAUCAUUCAUCCCUUGUUUAGCUACCCAGGUCGUAAGUUAUGUUGCUCAACCCUCUUCUUUGGUAAAAUAGCUUUACUGUUAUAGGUUUUGACAACCUAGGCCACUAUGCAACAUCCCUGAAUCCAAACUUGAAUAUAUAUAAAGAUACAAUCAAAUCUACCCUGAACCUUUCAUAUUUGUCUUUAGCAAACGCCUCAAGUUGGUCUGGAUCUAAAUAAGUAUACUAUCACUUUCCUAAAAUGAUGGAGUAGGCUAAGUCAUUUUGCCCAAAGUGUGUUUUGUUAUUGUUGUCUUUUUUUGUUGUUGUUUUUUUUUUGGCUAAAUCAUCUUCUGGCAAAAAAAAAAAAA